This is a messenger RNA of Humulus lupulus (European hop), 1235 nucleotides long. RefSeq names its product probable carboxylesterase 2. The transcript has a single exon. Lineage: Eukaryota; Viridiplantae; Streptophyta; Magnoliopsida; Rosales; Cannabaceae. Gene Ontology annotation, molecular function: hydrolase activity. The record is from RefSeq and is a predicted model, not a curated record. The coding region runs from base 154 to 1149 and encodes 331 amino acids.
CCUUUUACUUCCACGUGUCAAGAAUGUUGACUUUCCAUAUCACAUUGUCUGUUUUGAUGUGUUUCCUCUAUUUAAGAAUAUGAAAGCGCCUUUCACUCGAUACCUUAGGCUUAUCAAUUAGCUCUAUCUAUUAGUCUUUACAGAUACAGAGACAUGACAUCGCUCGCAAACGAUAUUGACUCAACCACACCAGAAGUCUCCAUCGAGGCCUUUCCAUACCUGCGAGUCUACAAAGACGGAACCAUCGAGAGACUUGCCGGGACCCAAGUUGCACCCACGGGUCUCGAUCCUCAAACUGGCGUCGUCUCUAAAGAUGUCCUCGUCGUGCCUCAAACCGGCGUCUCUGCCCGACUGUACAGGCCCGAACUCAAAACCGACAAGCCUGUUCCUCUCGUUGUUUACUUUCAUGGAGGAGGGUUCUUCAUAUCUUCAACUGGCGACCCAGUUUACCAUAACAGCCUCAACAAGCUGGCCGCCGAGGCCCAAAUCAUAGUUGUUUCUGUCAACUACAGGCUUGCACCGGAGAAUCCUCUUCCGACGGCUUAUGAAGACUGCUGGGAAGCGCUCCGGUGGGUGUCUUCACAUUCUGUUGAAGGCGGUGUUCAGUCGCCGGAGCCGUGGCUGAAAGAUCACGUUGAUUUUGACCGGGUUUUCCUGGCGGGAGACAGCGCGGGUGCCAACGUUGCCCACCACCUGAUCUGCCGAAUAUCCGAGCAGGACCCGAGCCCGAGACUGAAGAUAUCUGGGUUGGCUUCAAUCCAGCCUUAUUUCUGGGGAGAAGAACCAAUUGGUUCGGAGGUCCAUGACUUAGUUCGGAAGACAAUGGUGGACCGGUGGUGGAGUGUCGUUUGCCCUUCGGACAAGGGAAACGACGACCCUCUCAUAAACCCGUUCGCUGAGGGAGCCCCAAGUUUAGAAGGGUUAGCACCUUGUCCCAAGAUAUUGGUUCUUGUCGCAGGGAAGGACAUACUGAGGGAUCGAGGGUGGCUUUACUAUGAAAAAGUGGCCAAAAGUACGUGGGGAGGCACCAUAGACAUUAUGGAGACUCCAGAAGAGGACCAUGUGUUCCAUAUUCUCAACCCCAACUCCGAAAAUGCCAAGGCCUUGAUUAACCGUUUGGCUACUUUCGUUAACCAAAAGGUGAUCUAGUAAUGAAAGAUCGAGAGCAGCUUUCACAAAUAUUGCUUUCAUGUACUGCUUUAAUAUGUCAUUAACAUAGUCUACCUUCUCUUUUA